Messenger RNA from Salvelinus fontinalis (brook trout), 7117 nucleotides. Its product is annotated as SIN3-HDAC complex-associated factor-like. NCBI's taxonomy places the organism in Eukaryota, Metazoa, Chordata, Actinopteri, Salmoniformes, Salmonidae. The coding region runs from base 2188 to 2928 and encodes 246 amino acids. The record is from RefSeq and is a predicted model, not a curated record. The transcript is spliced from 7 exons. Gene Ontology annotation, biological process: negative regulation of cell migration.
AACCCAUUGGAUGAGAAAGCCAGAGGUCUCGUCUCUCCGACAUUUUCCUCCAAUGGGUUUUGAAAAGGAGGUGAGGAGAGAGGACGCGAGCUAAUACAUUUGAGAUUCUCCCCCAGACACGCAAGUAAAACGGCAACAUCCGAACGGUGUAUUCAUUUUUACAUGCGUUUAAAUAGCCUACCAACGACGGUUUUUUAAAAUCAUCUCUACAACUCAUUCAUCAUUGACUAUAACUCAAGAUCAAAUGACAAUUCCAAUCUGAGUGCAAGACUGGAUGUCGUUUGAGUGACAUGUGGGUGUGUGGCUCUGCGCCAAACAUGCCUGGUCUCCUUUCAAUAUUGUUCAACCCUGGAACUUGUUUGCAUGCAUGGACUGUUCAGGUCUUAUAUCCUUUAUUUCACACUUGUAUUAAUAUAAUUCCUAGAUGUAGGUAGCAACCAGCUUCUCUGAAAAUGUGCAUGUGUUUACAGUCCGGCCAUGGGUUUGGAACCUUCCCAUUGACGCAGAAUUAUUCGGAAAACAAACACUUAGUCAUGGAGAAAGAUGCGGUAUAGCAGCAGUGGUGUUAAGUGACACUUUGAAUCAAGUAGUUUUCCGAACUCUUUGAAGCAUCAUUCGUAAACUGGUCAAAUUGUGUCUGAAUAUGGAUGCUGCAUGGGAACCAGAGGGGACCAUGCUUUCUCCGUGGGUCGGUGAUGAUCGAUGUACGUUCUCGACGCAUGCGGGUCUUUUAAACAAACAAAAAAUGUUAUUCUAUAAACCAGUCAACAAUGUAGUGGUUGUUACAUUUGAUCUAAUAAUUGAUGAAAAAACGAUUCAAAGCAGAUAUUUUGAUCGUAGUAAAUUUCGCAAGCACACCACCGUUUCAGUGUACAGUCGGCACCAUGCCGCCCGCCUGCAUCCUUCGAAGCAUGUUGCCAUUUUCGGGUUAGGCAAUAGGCCCUACGUCAGAGCUGGUAUUAUACAAUCGUUUGUGCUGUUCCAGAUUUACGACCAGUCCCGCUGACCACAUUUAUGGCUUUUACAGUGUAAUCUUUGUUGUUUAUGUAGGCUAUUCAAUUCACCGUGUUUAGCGUAACAUUUUUACAUCCUUGGCAUGAUGAAACAAAGCCUCAAUCACGAUGUGUCAACUCCCUUGAUCAAUUUUCAUAUCAUAAUCGGCUCUGUGACCACUGACAUUCGAGCAUCACAUGGAUGCUGCCACAUGCCCGCAUCCCUGCCGUAUAGGGAGUCGGGACCACAUGGCUUUUCGUUGCAUCAGCACUGCGGUUGCAUGACAACGUCGCGGUACAUGGCCAGGCUGUCCUGUUCCGGUCUCAUUGACGUGAUGACGGAUAACCUAGUUCUCUCUGUCUGGGAAUCUAGGCCAUGCAAGGAAGCGUUAAGGGGGCUCAUCUCCACAGCAUUGUGUGAUGCAGGCCUAUGACUGUGUAUUGUUCAUAGUAGUGCAUGAAUAGGGCCAUAACCUUUUACUGCUCUUCUAUACAAUUAAAACACUCAAAUGCAGUUUGGAGAACAGCAAAAACGACUCUGGCCAUUAUCAUCUUGGCUGCUGUAGGUUGUUUCACCUCAGUCAAUCUACAAACGCAGCCUAUUAGCUAUACAAUUGUUAUGUUCAGGGGGGAAAUGUGAGAAAUGAUUAACACUUUAGCAUUGGAUUAAAUUAGAAUUUAUUAUGUUUUAUACAACUGUAUUGAUUGCGUUUUAAUAUAGGCCUAUAGGGAAGAUGUUUUUUAUUUUUAAGCUUCUAACUUUUGAGAAUAUUGUUAGAUUUUCAGGGGACCGACCCACAUGAGGCACUGACUCCCAAGUUUUGGAUCCACUGUACUAACCUCUGAGUGCUUCCUCUCUCUCUCUGUCUUUGCGUUGUCCUGCAUGCAUAGUAGUAGGGUUGCAAAGGGUAAAAAAAAUUCCAGAAAAUGUCCAUUGGAAUUUGGGAAGUUUUGCAAAAAUGUAUCCAUAAAGUUAGAUUACAACAGUGAAUCUUUGUUGUGGGAUACACAAGGCAAUUCUAGGUCUUGUGGCUUAUUUUGGUUCAACUAUCCCAAUUCAAUGAAAUUGCAACCAUCUGCAUGCACAGUGCAUUCUUCCAUCACAUGUACAGCUGAUUCUCAAGAUCUUGCACACUAAUGAGAUGCUAUUGAGCCCACUACUACACUGUCUGAGCCAAGGACUACAUGCUUUCUGAUGUUUGGCUUCCACAAGCCCAAGAUGUACCGGAGCCUGGACGGUUGCUGUAUCUGUCGGGCCAAGUCCUCCAGCUCCCGCUUCACCGACAGCAAGCGCUAUGAGAGGGACUUUCACAGCUGCUUUGGGCUGAGUGAGGUGCGUUUUGGGGAGAUCUGUAAUGCCUGUGUUCUCCUGGUGAAAAGGUGGAAGAAACUCCCAGCCGAAUCCAUAAAGAACUGGAAUCAUGUUGUUGAUGCUAAAGGUUCAGGGUCAAGCUGGAAGACGACAGUGAGGUCCAAGAAGAUGAAGAUGAAGAGGGGAGCCAGGCCAAGCCAGAUCAGCCGAGUGCAGAAGGAGCUCAAGAGACGCAACUCUGACGCCCACAGCACCACCUCAAGUGCCUCCCCUGCCCAUUCUCCCAGCUACAGCAACCAAUCAGACGAGGGCUCGGACGUCGAACUCUCACCAGGUGCCACCCACUCGCCAGUCUUCUCUUUCCUGGAUCUCACCUACUGGAAAAGGCAGAAGGUGUGCUGUGGCAUCAUCUACAAGGGACGCUUCGGAGAGGUCCUCUUAGACCCCCACCUCUAUAAGCCCUGCUGCCAGAAGAAACGACAGCACGAGCCAGAGGAGGAAGCACAGGCGAGCAGAGCGAACGUGAUGGGCCCCACGCUACCGAACAUCCCACCCACUCCCCCCCCCCCCCCCCGGGUCAAAGAUGAGGAGGGGCGGAGGAACAGUGGGGAUUUGAUGUCAUAAUGUCUCACCGAGAAAUCGCAUGACACUACAGAAGUCAGCCGGAGACCGUUGGGGUGUUAUGACGUCCUGGAGCGCUCUCAAGACAGUCUUCUGGGAUUGCUUUCUAUUCAAGAGCAGCUGGACUAUUUAGCAAAUGUUCUGUACCAAGAGGGCAAGGUUUGUUAUUUUAUAUCUGUUAACAAUGAUGGACUCUUGCCCCCCCCCCUUUCUGAGUGCUAUGAGAUUGUGAAUAUUCACAAUUUGUUUUCAAUAUGAAAUGCUGGAUCCACUAAAGCUGUAUGAGAAAUGGAGACCUCUGGAACUGUACCUUUUGUAGUAGGAUAGAGCCAUAUCCAUUAGGAUAGAGAACAGCCUUCCACACUUUGCCUUCUCCUGUCCUGUACCCCCCCCCCCCCCCCACACACACACACUGGCCCUGGUCACUUUCUGGAAGGAUUUAUUCUCCUUUUUUAUUUCGCUUGUCCUUCCCUUAAUCAACAUGGUCAUUGAUCGGACACCUAAUAUUAUAAGGGUAAAGCUGUAGAAAUUUGGCUAAAUAAAUUUGUCAGAGGUGUGGGAAGCAAUUCAGUGAUUUAAUUUAAAAAAUAUAUAUAUUUUUUUGAAUUUGACAAGAGCCUUAUUCUUUGGAGAAGGUUUCUUUGGUCAAGGGACACGUGUACACAACCAAUGUCAUAUCCAGCCUUGCUUGUGCACCAGGUGUACUCUCUGAUAUAUUGAUACUAUGCUCUUUCCAGUGCACAUUUUGAUAUUGUAAUAUGCAAGGCCAGUGACAUUGUUCAGUGUCUUUGGAUGUACAUACAAAGCACAUUCAAAUGUUUGAGGGAGCCUAUAGUGUGAUCCUGAUGCAAGCGCUCUCGAUCGCCAGUCCUCACCUGAACCAAUAUAAGCUAAAACCCACAAACUGACCUUGGAGCAGCACUUUUUGAGCACUUCCUAUCUCAGUCUACAGACCAGUUCCAUUUAGUUUCCUAGCCCCUUAGAGCAUAUCUGAAGGUGAUGGUAUAGUGGACACUUAUUUAUUCCUUUUCAGUUCUUUGAACACGAAGGGGCUAUGGCGCUAAAUGGAACGAGGCCAAUGGACCCUCUUAUGAUGUCAAGAAAAGACUGGCUGAGUAGGCCAACCAAAAAGCUUCCCUGGUUUUCUCCUAUUGAGAAUGAUUGAUGCCCUUUAAUUGUGCUUUAAGUUUGCUGGCUUUCCAGAACCUUCUGAGUCCUGCAGGACUCGCUUGUACAAAUCCGUCUACAUCUUUUGCAUGAUGUUAGUGGUGAAAUAACACUAUUUUCGUCUGUCACUUUGCCUCUGUUUGGCGCAAAUACUGUACAGUUAUGAAUAUUUUUGUGUAUAAAUUUUUGUAUAAUUUUUGUGUAUGGGGGGGGGCUACAACGUAAUGAAUAGGUCACAAAAAUGUUGUUUUUAGUAUUUUUAUAUAUGUCCCAAGACUGUCAUGGAUAUUGAGGGUGGGUCUAUACAAUUGUCAGUACAUGACGUUAAUCUAGAAAGGCCCUCCAACAUCCCUCAUGUAGGCUACUUUUGUCGUCACUUUUAUUUCAAGGAAUGUGUUUUCUUGUUCUGUACCUCCUGCCCUAUAUAUCCACUACUGUUCAUAUAAUUUAAAUAUUCUUAAACCAUGGUAAUAUGUUUUUAAACAGACUUUUUAUUUCUUAGCCUUUUAUUCUACAUGUCAGUGAAAUGGACGAGAGCCUGUAUUUACAUUGCAUACUCGGGGGGUAUUGUAGAGCUCUGUCAAUGUAUUUGUUCUAUUAGUAUUUAGACGUGAAAGCUCACAUGCCAAAUUAAUGCAUACUCAUUGUGUGAACUAUCAUGUUCAAUAUACAGUAUUUUAUUCUCUGCAUCUGAUUAAUAUUAGCACUGAGUAAGAAAACACUUCCUCUUUCCAUGACAGACAGACCAGGUGAAAACUAUGAUCUCUUAUGGUCACCUGUUAAGUACACUUCAAUCAAUGUAGAUGAAGGGGACACAGGUUAAAUAAGGAUUUUUAAGCCUCGAGACAAUUGAAAUAUAGGUAUGUGUGCCAUUCAGGGGGUGAAUGGGCAAGACAAAAGAUGAAAGUUUCUUUGAUUGGGGUAUGGUAGUAGGUGCCUGGCGUUCUGGUUUGUGUCAAGAACUGCAACGCUGCUGGGUUUUUCAUGCUCAACAGUUUCCCAUGUGUAUCAAGAAUAGUCCACCAACCAAAGGACAUCCAGCCAACUUGACACAACUGUUGGAACCAUUGGAGUCAACAUGGGCCAGCAUCCCUGUGGAACGCUUUCGACUCCUUGUAUAGUCCAUGCCCCGGUGAAUUGAGGCUGUUCUGAGGGCAAAAGGAGGCGCAACUCAAUAUUAGGAAGGUGUUCCUAAUGUUUUGUACUCUGUGUAUGAUGGCAGCUAUUUCAACAUACAGAUGGUCACCAUGGUUUGAUCAAAGCUUUACUAUGGAACCCUAUUUGUAGUGUAUUUAUGUAUAGAGGCAUCAGACAUGGACUAUAUAAAAAAGAAAAUGUUCCUUUAGAUUCCUCUAAUCUUCAGGUUUGAUUGAAUGUUAGGGAAAGUGGUCAUUGCUCUGUAAAUUUAUUUAUGCGCUUGUAUCAUUUUUUUGUUAUUGACUAUUUUAUUACUUUCUCCUGUAACUGCCAUAACCUCUGUUCUAUUAAAGUUCAGUGGGCCAAUACUAUUCACAUUAUGUAAAACGUUGCCGUAUACUGUGAUAUGGAUUGUAUCAAAACUAUACUAUUAUUCAUACAUUUUGUUUGUUUAACCAAACUAGGCGUAAUUCUCCUGAGAUCUCCUAUACGGCUGUAGAAUGUGCUUAUGUUAUGUGGUAGUGCUACUCGCAUGUGGUAGAUAUGCACUGUUAUUUGUCUUGGAAAGUUCAAAUUCUUUCUCAAAACACAUUUUGUAUUUUUAUACAUUUUAAUUUAAACUUGUUCAUUAAAUGUAGUUUGCUUUUGGGUAUCAGUCACAUUUUUCUCUGGAAUAUGCCUAAUUGUUUUGAAAUAAAUGUAUCUUUACACAAAAGCCAUGAACCAUCUUGAAGCUUUGUCCCUUUUAAUCCAAGGAUACAAUAGCAUGGCUAAAACUUAUAACUAUAAUGAAAUUGAAAGAUGACUAGUACAAUGAUUGUACUUUGACUAUACUGUCUGAACCAGCCAUCAUGAAGACAGUCUACAUUAGACACAGAAUAUUACUAUCAUACUGUAUUAUAAAAGGUGUGUGUGGUGAUUUGGGGAACAGCUCAUCAGGGGUAAUCAAAAACCCAAUAAUGACCACCUGGAAAGAGACAGAGUCCUAAAGAUGCUUGUAUAGAAAUGUAGUAAUGGGUGUGGUGUCUAGCCCAAAUGUAUAUAUUGUUUGUAUUGAACGACAAUGUUUUUAACUAAGUGUUCUAAUUGGAGGCCAUAUGUAAAGCCUCAAUCAUUGCUAUAGCCUGAGUGAUGAAUACUGAUUGUUGCUAAUUUCGUAGCAACCAUGUAGAAUCUUAAAGUUCAAGUAUAUUUCCUUUAUUACCCAUGUGAAGAUGCCCUGUUUUGACAUGGUUUGUGUUUUUAUAGUAAAACCAUCUGUCAUCAUCCUCAAACAAACCAUGUUUUUUCAGAUCAUAAAACUAUUUGAAUAAUGAUGUAUUGUGUAAAAUCUAGUCUUUAUUAAGUAGGCAAGUCUCUAUAGCCGUUUAGUUAACGGGAAUCAAAUUUCAUAUGCACUUAAGGGAUAUAUAUAUAUAUAUAUUUUUUUUUAUGAUUCACCAGCCUUGACUAGGUUGUUGACCCGCUCUUUUCUACGGUGCCUCCACAGAUGUUUCUGGCCAGACCCUGAGUGGUAGUUUGAAAAGGUUUAUGCAAAUCAUUCUACGUGUUCUGGAAAAUUCAGAGGUAUAUUUGGAUGAUGUGGUAGUAUUUAGUGAAAUCGCACAAGCAACGGUGAAGUACCUAGGAAAGGUGGUGGAUACUCUUGGUUUUACAGGCUGAUCAAGAUGUUCGACUUGAGGGCCACUAUAAUGUAUUUUAACACUAGGCGUACUUAAUAUGCAUGUAUUUGACAAUGUCUGUAACGUAUGUAUGACGCUGUGGGUGUUUUUCUUUAUUUUUCGUUAUUUGAACUGCAGUAGCCUAAGUCUGUCAACGUAAUGUGUAGUUUUAUGGAACUAUAUCUGGUCAUCUUAAAUUGGUGUCAAAUUAAAUCUGUAAAAAUGAA